AUGAGGGGGGAAAGCCUAAGCAACGCGCACCUGCUCAUGCUGCCAGCAGUGUGCGGCGAGUAGAUGUAGUGGGCAGGCGUCGAGUGCGCGGUGAGCCUGCGGCAGCCCAAACGUUGGCCCGCCCCGCCCCUGGAGAGCAGAAGAAGAGUACAAGAAGACCGCGAAGAUCUGCCCGGAGUCCGCACGGAGUCUGCACGACACCCUCUUGGCCCCCCCGGGAUACCGUCACGACCUGGAAGGUCUGGCAUUGUACCGCUACCAGCGCUACCAGCAAUCCGUUCAGGAGAACCCCAACUUCUACUUCGGCCCCAUCGAACUCCUCCAAUUCGGCGCCGCCUCUUUCCUCUACACCCUCAUGCCAUCCGGCACCCGCAACUACGCUGCUGACGAGGAUACCAUCUCCUCUUUCUUCGGUGCCGAAAAGCAAUCCGACGGCACCUACACCUUCAACGGCAUGGAGAAGAUCCCCGACAAUUGGACGAACCGCAUCCACCCGUACGAUAUUGUCGGGGUCAUCCAAGAGAUCCGUAACAUGUACGACUUGCAUCCCGUCCUCUUCGGUGGUAACACUGCCGACGGCUCUUUCGAUACCAUCAACUUCGGCGCCAUCCGGGACGGCAAGCUGCCCGUUGACCUAAGCGUUCACGACGUGCAAUGCUUGCUCUACCAGUUGCUCACGGAGCGUGUCCCGACUUAUCUCGACGGCCUUGUCACUCCUACCGUUGAGACGCUCUCUUUGAUUGAGAGCAAGCUCAGCCGCACCUCCUUCGCUAACUUGGGCUGCCCCCAGGCUCUCACCAAGUAG
This is a messenger RNA of Lecanosticta acicola, 805 nucleotides long. The record is from the annotation of a GenBank genome assembly. NCBI's taxonomy places the organism in Eukaryota, Fungi, Ascomycota, Dothideomycetes, Mycosphaerellales, Mycosphaerellaceae.